AUGGCUGGUGCUCCUCAACUCGACGGCUUCUUCAGCCAGGUCGACGCCCUCACCCCCAAAUUCAUUGACCGUCUCGCUGCUGCGGUUGCCAUCCCGUCCAUUUCUGCCGAAGAUGCUCGUCGACCAGACGUUAUUCGCAUGGCCCACUUCCUCGAGAAGGAGCUGAAGGCUCUCGGUGCUGAGGUCGAGCUGCGUCCCCUUGGCAAGCAGCACGGCAAGGACAACCUCGACCUCCCACCUGUUGUCGUGGCCCGCUACGGCAACGACAAGAACAAGCGUACCAUCCUCGUGUACGGCCACUACGAUGUUCAGCCCGCCGAGAAGUCAGACGGCUGGGCCACUGAGCCGUUCGAGCUGAAGGUCGCAGAGGACGGGAGAAUGCUCGGUCGUGGAUCCACAGAUGACAAGGGACCUGUCCUGGGCUGGAUCAACGCCAUCGAGGCGCACCAGAAGGCCGGCGUUGAUUUCCCUGUCAACUUGCUGAUGUGCUUCGAGGGUAUGGAGGAGUAUGGCUCAGACGGUCUGGAUGACUUCAUUAUGGCCGAGAAGGACAAGUACUUUAAGGAUGCCGAUGCUGUUUGCAUCAGCGACAACUACUGGCUCGGCACCGAGAAGCCCUGCCUGACAUACGGCCUGCGUGGUUGCAACUACUACAACAUCGAGGUGUCAGGACCUGGUGCUGACCUACACUCUGGUGUGUUUGGCGGCACAGCGCAGGAGCCAAUGACUGAUCUGACGCGCAUCAUGGCAUCGCUGGUCGACACCGACGGCAAGAUCCAGAUCCCCGGUAUCAUGGAGCAAGUAGCCGCGGUCACUGCUGAGGAGGCCACGCUCUAUGACAACAUCAGCUUCACCAUGGAGACACUGCACGCCUCGCUUGGCAGCAAGACGACCAUCUUCGAGGACAAGAAGUCUACUCUGAUGGCACGGUGGCGCUAUCCAUCCUUGUCUCUGCACGGUAUCGAAGGCGCCUUCUUCUCCCCCGGCGCGAAGACCGUUAUCCCCGCCAAGGUCAUUGGCAAGUUCAGCAUCCGUACCGUGCCGGACAUGGACAUCGACAAGACCAACGCGUGCGUCGAGAAGUACGUCAACGAGCAGUUUGCCAAGCUGAAGUCCAAGAACACACUGAAGGUAUACCCUCAACACACCGGCAAGUGGUGGGUAGCGAGCCCCAAGCAUUGGAACUUCAGCGCCGCCGCAAAGGCUGUGGAGAGGGUGUGGGGCGUCAAGCCCGACUAUACUCGUGAGGGUGGCAGUAUCCCCGUCACCUUGACGUUCGAGCAGGCCACUGGAAAGAAUGUUCUGUUACUGCCCAUGGGAAGCUCAACUGAUGGCGCGCACUCGAUCAACGAGAAAUUGGACAAGAGGAACUAUGUGGAGGGCAUCAAGCUGCUGGGCGCUUACUUGCAUUACGUUGCCGUUGAGCCCACGACCUGA
Diaporthe amygdali is the source of this 1437-nucleotide messenger RNA. RefSeq names its product cytosolic nonspecific dipeptidase. The coding region runs from base 1 to 1437 and encodes 478 amino acids. The record is from RefSeq and is a predicted model, not a curated record. Gene Ontology annotation, biological process: proteolysis. The transcript has a single exon. Gene Ontology annotation, molecular function: metallodipeptidase activity. Lineage: Eukaryota; Fungi; Ascomycota; Sordariomycetes; Diaporthales; Diaporthaceae.